AUGGGUCUCAGAUUUUUGGGUCUGACAUCAGUCGGCUGGAAUGGCAUGACUGGUUCCUGGUGGGAACGGCUUAUCGCUGCCUUUCUUUUAGCUACUUUGAUUCUCGGUCUUAGUUAUUCUUUAUACACUCUUUCCAAAUAUCUUAUUAAGCGAGCUAAGAAUCACUCAACCACUACCGUCUCACGGCCUGUCGCUCGCUACCUUCACAAGCUACGGCAGCGCUCAAAGCAGUCUGCAGUAUCCGUCAUUGAAAAGCCUACUGGCGAGGAGUUAAAGACCUUUGGUGUUUUCCUUGGCAGUUUUGCCCAACCGCCAACUCGCGCACAGCAAAGCCUGCUGUCUAAGUGGCACGUACUUGUCGUUGAUCCUCUUCAGGAUGGAGUUGUGCAGGCGUUACAAUCUUACCCAACAACCUCAAGAGAGAUUCUCGCGCGCAUUGAUAUUGACAAGGUCGCCGAGUCUACCACCACUAAUAGCAGUGCUGCUAUCAUCCAAAAGUUGGAGAUAUUGUUGCAAACGAUGGACUCUGUUCUAGGUCAGAAUGUCUUCACUGGUCUGAUUAUUACCAACUUCAGGUUGCAUUUCAAACCCGCCAUCGUUAAUGAAGUGUCCCGUCACGCCAGGUUGCUUGGUCGGGAGCUGUGGCUCGAAUUGUCUUAUCCCGAUUAUAUCUCGGAAGCAGAAGCCAAGGAGAUUGAUAUGAACUAUAUUCGAGGCUUGAUCUACCAGAAUGGAACAAUGAGACCCGACGGUGACCGACAGAACUACUUUCAGAUGGAACAAAUGCGAACUGUUAUGAGAGCUGCUGCCGCCCAACGCGUGACUCACGGUCCCGCACUGGUCAUGAUGGAAACCGUUGACGACGAUGCUAGCAUUCAAUACGCUGUGGCUACCCGUACCUAUAACUGGUCUACCUUCAAUAGCGCACUGUGCUGGAUCGGCCACCAGGCAGCUCUUUACGAUGCUACGCUUGCGCACUCACAUGCUCUUGCCAGCAAACCCCUCGGUGCUUUGAUGUGGCUAAAGGAUGAAGCGAACAUGAAAGCCCACGAGUACUGGCGCAAAAACGACAAGAUUGCCACUUCCCCGCAAGGCCACCGAGAUAUCUACGAGAGCCUCUCUGCAUUUAUUCCUGAUAUUCAUUCAAGACUACAUCUUUUCAAGCCGAAUAUUACGGAGCGAGAUAGCACUGGAAGCUACAUCGUCAAGCGCACUCCUCCUAGUUCGUUCCUCGAAAUCAACUCUAAGAAUCCAUCUCCCGUACUUCUUAAUGACGAAACAAGCGGUCUUGGUUGUUUCAUGCUUGGUCAUGAUGCAACCUUCUUGGAAUUUGAUCAGAUUCGUCGAGAUCAACUCAAACUUAGAGAUUUGGAUCUCCUGGCAAAGAUUGAGGGUAAUGAGCUCAAACAGGUUUGCAGACAGAUCGAGACCCUUCGUGACGCUGACCGUUUCGCUCCUGGCACUGUUUCUGCUAUUAAUGAGCUUCUUGAUCUUCUUGACAAAUCUACCGCCGACCCUGAAAAUGCUCCUCUCAAGGUCUUCUCUGGUCUUCAUUCCGGCUUUCAAACUAGCUCCGGCGCCCAAUACUGGGGCCUAUACGAUGUGGACCCCGUUACUCAGGGUGUCGUCUUGUUUCUCUCCAACAAGGCGAAGGAACGCGCUGCCACCAUCCUGCACACCUUCUUGUCUAGCAAACAGGUUCCUCGCGUAGAAUGUUUCGACGCCGAGCGUACCAUGGCAAUUCGCCUUGGAACCCUCUCCACGGAAUGGCUCUUGCCCAAGCGUCUCGUACAAGAUGUCCAGCUACUCUCGCCUGCCGAGAUGAUCCAGUUCUCCAUUCGUAUCUCUGCAAGGCCGAGGAAAUCGGAGUUCUUCAGUUUGGUCGCCAAAUGUAUGAAGUAUCACCUGAUUAGUGUGCCGAUGCUCACCCAGCAAAGGGCGCUCAACUCGGUCGCUUAUCUAAACAACGAUGUCACUGCUGAACAGCUCAUCACUUCCCGCUUGGAAUGGCUCUCUGAGAAACGUUGUUGGGUACCUCAACGCUCCGAAGCCGUUCGCCUGUUCGUGGACAUUGAUACUCGCCUCUAUACCGCUCUUGUGGGCGGCGAGAGCGAAGUAUACGCCCGUCUUGGUUAUGCCAUGCAGCAGUUGGCUGAGGCUGACAAGAUCGAUGCUGGUGCUGAUAUUCUUGCUCUAUCCAUCAUUUCUGCAUUCCGAAAGUUAGCAAUGGACGAGGUUUACCUCGAGACCUUGGAUCGAAACCCUUAUCCCAACCACGCUGCUGACCAGGCUGCUUGCUUUGCUGAAAACUUCGCUCUCGGUUCUCGUUGUGACUCCUUUUUUGACAUGACACCCCGCAACGUCGGAAAGAUCGUUGCCAAUCGAUACAGAGAAUACUAUAUGAAGUAUCAGCCUCCGAGACGUACCGAAAACUUUACGGAGUUGCCCACAGCGUAUGCGGCCAUGCAGUCCGAUAUUGAUCCCACGGGCGGAGAGGAGAAAACGGCUUUCAGCUACCGAUUUACUUUCUUUGGUAUUUUCGCCAUUCCUGCGCUGAUUGAUGUGAUGCUACUUACCACCGUCGGUCGCGGUUUGUACUUGACUACCUUUAUGUCCUCGGAGCAAAAGACAAUGGCCACUACAGCCCUCAUGUGCGCACUUCUGCUGACUGGCGCUUUUGGUCAGUGGAUCUGCUCUGGCGGUAGCUACUACUUCUACGCCAAUGGUUUCCCCGCCAUGAAUUUGUUCAUUCUCACUCGAUUAACUGCCGGUGUCGCUUUGAGCUUACUGGUCGCUGUCGUUGGCUUCGUCGUCAUUAUCAGCACCCAGACGGCGACAGCUGCUGGGAUCUUUCUUUUCUAUUUCGUCAUGCUUUCCACAUACCUUUUGGUUCUCAAUGCGCUAUCUAUCUACCAAUUACCAGGAUCAGAGUUUCUUUCGGGUAGGACGGUCAUCAUCACCUGCAUUCCCAUCCUAUUCAUCUCGCCUAUCGCCAGUAUGGCAUAUGAUGACGAUAUUAGGAUUUAUUUACCAGUCCUAAGUACGUUCUUGUUGGCUCUUUUGUGGAGAGCACGAGACACAGUUGCUAUGUGGAGCUCCUGGUACCUCGCAAUUCCUUACACUAAGGACUCUGAGAUCAUUGAGUGGUAUCGCGAGCAUGCCUCCGAGGACGAACGUACCCGUGUUGAAGGCUGGGCCAACAAUGAGAUCAUGCCUAUUGCGCGUACUGUUGUUCACAAUGCUGUGCUCAAGGAUGUCAACCGGUGGUUCUUCCAGAAACAAACAUCUGACCCUUUCAUCAAGAAGCUGUCGGAUGGAUAUGGCUCAACCAUGUUCUUGAUGCGCUGGUACUGUCGCCACAAGAGAUCCUGGAUGCCGUUGGCUUACAGCACCACUUGGAACUUGACACUCAAGGCCGGUAUGGAGAACAUGACCAACAUGCAGAAGGGUUUGAAGCUUCACAGCGCCUUCUUGCAUUGGAGAUCCACUGGAAAAGAUAUUUGGUCUGGACUUCUUUACUUCGUCGUUGCGCUUCUGGAUAAGUGGGCUGCUCUGUUCACUGGAGGUGGCCUCGUGGGUUUGUCAGCUGCGAGCAGCGAAGAGUUCCGUCUCGGAGUCGGGUUUGGUCUUUGCUACUAUCUUGUGGGCGCAGUGGCGCUCGACACCGUCUCGCAACCGCUGUGGACAGCCGCUAACGAGAAGAUCAACAAGCCUAUCACUUCCCUAGAGUCUCUGAAGGAAGCCAACAAAGCAGACAACCUUGCUAGGCGAAGCCUCUACUGGAGAUCGCUCUCCAAAUUCUUCUUCCUUCACCUUUGGGGAGCUGCAGUUUUUGCUGCACUUAUGUGGGCUUUCUCAGCUUACGAGAAUGACUCAAUCAUGUUCCUCUGCUACUUUGGUGCUUACUCUGGUCUCCUAUGGUACCAAUACAACAAGAUUUACUGUGGUUUGAACGGUGCAGCUCCAUUAGCUGUUGGUGCGGUCGUUGGUUUUCCAGUCGGCAUCGCGCUGCACAAGUGCCUGCCCUACUGGUCCUUUGGUGGUAUUGUCUCUCUCGCUAUCGCUACUUGGACAGCUGGCUUCUACUCCAUGUUCGUCGCCAACAUCGGCUUGCCAAACAUCAUGGUCUGGAAGAGGAAGACAGCUUUCGCUUUAGCUGCAUCUGACGAGAAAACACUCAUGGCGAAAUCUUACUCUGUGAGCACUUUGAAGCCAAGCCCAGAUCUUUCCCAGACAACUAUGAGCCAACUCUUUGACUGCUUCCGCGCUCUGCCAGUUGAAGAUCGUUAUACGCUUGAUCCUCAAAAGCAUCCUGGUAGGCGCAUCUUGGAGCUGCUCUCCCACGGAGACAGAUUGAGGACGCCUCCCGUUCUAAAGGCCUCAUUUCACUCAGCUCAGAAGAUACUGGAUCUUGCCGCACAGAACUGGCUGUCCGGUGAAAUUGUUAUUGAGCUUGUCUCUUCUCGUCACAAGUUUGGUGGGGGCAUCGAGCUGCGCUCUAUCAGCCGCAAGUCUGGCGACACUCUACACCUCAUCGUAAUCCUUGGUCCCGACCGAGUAAUCGACGAAUGGGUUCUGAAUGUUCAACGCCACUGGAAGAUUAUCGCCGAGCAAAUUGUUCAGUCCUUCUCUGAGCACAAGCUCGCAAUGUCCCAUGAUGACGCAACGCUUGCAGAGCUUCUGGUUGUCGAACACUCCAUGCAGGGUGGCCUCUCUGUACCUGAGGGUAUCAAACGACAGCUUGAGACUUGUUCAUCAGAACGUGUCCGUCUCAUGAAAGAAAGCGACAAGACAUACCUGUCAUACCUCCUCCUAGGCUUGGAUUGCGAACAAGAGUGGGAGUCUCUCUCUGAGUCCGUUCGAACCUUCCUCCUCCAGCGCUGCCUCGGCGCCCCGGGUGCUUUGGAAGCUGGUGUGGAGCAGUGGCUUUGCACCAGAAUUGGUUCUCAGAACCCUCAGGAUGUAGAUAUCCAUAUUGCUCGUAACGAUCUUGGUGCUGCUCUAACGAAGAGUGUGAAAAAGUAUGCGCAGGAUCUGGAGGACAAAGGCUUCAAUGCGCCUGAUGAAAAUUCUUACGUUACCGGCAAGGUCGUGCAAGAGCUUUACCCCGUUGACGAGACUCACGAAAAGUACCUCCUCUCCGUGCCCAAGAAGCCAGUGUCCACACUCUUCCGAGGCUUCAACCUCUGCGUCAAGUUCCUGGUCCUUUCAUUGACAGCGGAUCCUGAGUAUCAACGAGAGUUAGACUUUGUUCUACGUAACACCUGGCCUGUUGUUCGCUGGCCCUUGAUCUUCUUCUUGACCACCAUCUGGUCGUACUGCAAGCUGUUGCAGAACUUUCUGAUCCCUUCCGUUUUGUUCUAUCGUCACGAACACGUAACUAAACUUCAGAAGCUCAUGAGAGGCACUACAACUACUCUUGAGAAGAACAGACUUACUACGGAGAAUUUCAACGGCCCAGCAAGCUGGUUCUGGACAACCCUCGAUAGCGGUUCUUUGCGACUAUUCCAGUAUGCUGGCAAACACGACUCUGAGCCCAGCGAUCAGAAGGGUCUCAUGUCUGUUAACACUUACAACAACCACCUCAUCCUCAGCACAAGAGAGGUUUACAGUAAAGGCAAGAUCAUCAACUCAUUCGAGUACGAGUAUGAGAACCCUCGAUCAAAGCUUCCUAUGCAGCGCAAAUGUCUCACAGGUGAGCGCCAAGGCGAGCUUGCUCAAUAUGAUCACAGAGGCUAUAUCACCACAGGCUCAGCCAUGAGGGGCAAGAAUCGCGUCAACUGGAAGAACUCCUAUAGACACAACGCUAAGCACGAAGACGAAUUGCUGUGGGCCGAGUACACAUUCCCCCACAUUACAAUCAAGGUUCUUUGGAGUAUGCCUCCUCGCAACCCGCAGAAGAGAUUGGAGCACUGGAUCCCCUUCUCUGCGGUGACGGAAGCGACUUACAUCCAGGGUGACAAGACUUGGCAUGCCUCAUGGGACUUUGAACACAAAUUCCAUCCUGAGGUAUCAGUGACGCUGAAUGGCAAGGACGUCGAGACCCCUCUGAUGAUCAGUGAGGAUUGGUUCCAUGUCUUGGAGAAGCCCGAGAACUGUAGCUUUUUGAGCGAGAACCCUCUCCUCGAGUUUUCUUCCAUCAAAUCCAACCCAGUGUCACGACUCAUUGGUCUCAAUGUUAGGCGUUACCCCAUUCCCACGGCCGUGGCUCGUACACAGCUUUGGAAAGCUUGGAAGGACGGCAGGGAAGUCGACGCCAUCAGCGCCCGCUGGUUGGACGAGGAGUUGUUACGUGCAGACAAGAUUAUGCGCCCUUACUGGCGACGACGCGACUUUUGUCGUCUCGAGGCUGCCAAGUCAUACGUGGAUGCGCAGGCUGAUACCAUUAUGGCCAGAGUUGACAUCAAUCCUCAGGUCAGUGCAUGGAUCCACAUCGCCUUCAAGAUGAGCGAUCUGUACACCUUUGGCACUGGUGGAGAGUCAUCCAUCAACACACGUCAUUUGUCUUCGCAACUUCUGGAUAGCGAGUAUGAGAUUCAUGUUCUCUGCAUGGAUACUUCGACCUGGCCCAACGAUCCUGGUGGUGUUUCUGCUUGUCGUAGAGACAUGGUCAACGAUCUAAACACUAUCAAGUGGCACGUUCUUGCUGAGUCGGCAAACGAUUAUGGUGUGCCUCGAUUCCAGAUCGAACAAAACGUCCAGUCACUGACAAUUUUGCCUCUCUGGGGUCUCGAUUUCCUGAACCCGAUCCACGGCGUCUUGGAAAGCAACCUUGAUACUCAGGUCGUCCAGCGAACUCACGACACCCGUACGAAGGACAUAUUGCAGAACUUCAUCCCUAUUCUCUCCAGUCUGGUCAAGUGCGCUCGUACCAUCAACCUAACCCGGGAGCAUGUUGACGAGGCCACCAAGGCUCUGGUCAACCUCAAUACCUAUUUCGAGACUUCUCGCAACUGGAACGAUGUGUGGACUAAUCCUGUCGUCAAGGAGAAGUGGCGUGAGCUCUGGUUGAGCGACUGUGACAAGUCCAUGAAUAUCGACAACUGGUGGAAUUUCGAGAUGCCGACGAUCAAACAUCUCGACGACGCAUUGAACCUAUGGUGCCGUUACCUCUUUAUAUUCUCGCUGCCCGUUCCUGAGCAAAUCCCCGAUAUCUUCCAGGCUUCUCACCACUUUACUGGUGCCACCUAUGGUAUCGUGUGCAAGGAGAAGCGGGACGUCUCUCUUCACAUCUGGGAUCACUGUAUCAGUUACCGAGAGUUCACCACCUUCAUGAGUUCCGCCGUGUCGUAUGAUUCUCCUUUCGUCAACAGCUCGCUGAUCUCUCUGACUCAUCUGAGUUGCGUGCUUCUUGAGCACCAUGCUGACGUUGUACUUCCUUGCUGCGAUUACUUCAACCCCGGCUGGGAAGAGGAGCUCGGAACCGCCGAGGGUGCCAUUCAGCACCGCCGUACCUUCGCCCGCAAGAUUGACCCCGUCGUCAACGGCAUCACUAGCAUGGAGAAGUUUGAGCCGACGAAGACGAUCAAAACCGACACUCCUACCGUGGUCAUGUUGUCCCAUGUGCAAUAUGCCAAGGAUAUUAAGAACGCCAUCAUGGCUACCGAUUUGAUCGUGAACAAGUGGGGCUUCAGAGACUAUCAACUGCAUAUCUACGGUGACCAGGAACGAGCCGCUACCAUUGCCACGGAGUGUCAAGAGCUCAUCGCCGCCAAGGGUCUCAUUGAGCAUGUCAUCCUCAAGGGCCUUGGUAACCCCUCGGUUGUUCUCCAAGACGCAUGGCUCUUCUUGAACUCGUCCAUCUCUGAGGGUCUGCCGUUGGCUAUGGGUGAGGCAGCCCUGACAGGUGUCCCCGUCGUCUGUACAGAUGUCGGUGCCUCGUAUUGUGUUGUUACCGACCGCACCACCGGCGACCGCUUCAGCGAGGUCGUGCCGCCCAACGACUCCGAAUCUCUGGCGCGCGCCCAGGUCAACAUCCUCGCGCUCCUGGGCCGCUGGGCCGAGCACGCCGAGCAGGGCCCCGACGAGGUAUGCCCUGUGCUCGAGUAUCCCGUGCCUUCGCCCGAGUCGGUCAAGAAGAUCUCGGAGCGCAUGUACGCCAAGCGGGAGCAGCGCCGCGGCCUCGGCAUGCUGGGCCGCCAGAACGUCUUCAACAACUUCUCAUCGCACCGCUACCUGCGCGAGCACGAGCAGAUGCUGUGGCUCGGCAAGCUGCGCAGCGGCGCCCACCGCGCCCGUGAGAGAAAGAAGCAGGCCGCCAUCAGCGGCGCCGAUACCCCGCUGUCCGCCAGGUCCAGCCUCUGGUUCUCCAAGGAGGCCAAGUCCCCUUACGCCAACUGGUCGCGCCCCACGUCUCGCCUCACCCCCGAGUCGUGGAUCUCCCUCACGAGCGAGGACACCCGUGGCGGAGGCUGGAUGUCAGCCUCCGGCAGCACGUAUAGUGUGACGCAGUUUUUCGCCAAGGAAAAGCCUCAUGGGAAGACGCACCUGUCUGUGUUCGAAGUGCAAGACUUAUGAUAAGAGUCGCAAAUGCAAAAAGUUGUUUGCCUUCUUCGUUUGGUUAUAAAGCGCUUGAUACAUUUACAAUUACAUUUAGUCAUUAAUGCCUUAAUAUUAGGAAAAGUAAUACACCUAUAAAGACUCAUCACUUUCAUCAUGCUUGGUUAUAUGCCCUGAGAAUCCCAAAACCAGACAGCUAGGGUCGCCUGCUUCUCGAGGAGAAGCGCGACGCCGUUUCAUUAUUCACGCAUGAUCGUCGGCAAUUUCUUUUUAGUGGUAAUUUCCUCCAUGCAUAUCAACUCAAGCUCACCUCCAUCACACCCUGUAGGAGUAUUGUAUCACUCUUGAGUAUCAACGUGCGUACAUCUAUGCUAUCUGAUACUCAGUACUACCGUGAUUACAGGGUCUCGCGGCCACGCUGUGGUAAUGGGCUCGAGGUUUGGGGAGGCUGGCAAUCUG
Truncatella angustata is the source of this 8958-nucleotide messenger RNA. Its product is annotated as glycosyl transferase. The record is from RefSeq and is a predicted model, not a curated record. The transcript has 2 exons. Gene Ontology annotation, molecular function: glycosyltransferase activity. The coding region runs from base 1 to 8517 and encodes 2838 amino acids. NCBI's taxonomy places the organism in Eukaryota, Fungi, Ascomycota, Sordariomycetes, Amphisphaeriales, Sporocadaceae.